AUGGCUGCUUCCAGUGUUGGGAUGGUUGUAAGUCAUGGCCGCUCUCAAGUUAGACUGCUGUUCUUCAAUCCACAGGUUGCUUUGCUGGACUUUGGUGCAACAAGAGGGUUUGAUGAGAGUUUCACUGAUGUUUAUAUUGAGAUCAUCAAGGCUGCAGCAGAUAACGAUCGGGAAGGAGUGCUGAAGCGAUCCAUAGAUAUGAAGUUCUUGACUGGUUACGAGUCUAAGGCCAUGGUGAACGCCCACGUGGAUGCGGUGAUGAUCCUGGGUGAGGCUUUUGCCGCCAAAGAGCCAUUUGACUUUGGAUUGCAGAGCACCACGGAGCGCAUCCACAACCUCAUACCCGUCAUGCUGAAACAGCGCCUCAUCCCUCCACCCGAAGAAACCUACUCCCUGCACCGCAAAAUGGGUGGCUCCUUCCUCAUCUGCUCCCGCCUGAAUGCUAAGCUAUGCUGCAAUAACAUGUUUAGAGAGGCCUACAGCAAUUACUGGAGCAAUAAGAAGAAAGGUCCAAGCCAGUGACACAGGGCUUUUUAAACAAGAGAAACUUGGAUAAGCACAAAAUGCUCUGGCCAGUCACUCAAAUGUAAACGAACGGCACUUUUGUCUCAAUUGUCUCAACCAUACCGUCAUACAUGUUUUUGGCUUUUGUUUUCCCUUUUGAGUGUGUUAAUGGGAAAUCAUGUCCAUGAUUAUCCAUGGUCGUGUGGUGCAAAGAAUGCUAUUCAAACGAAUGUAUCUGUAUGCCUAUGGAAAUUCCUAUAACGGGGGAAAGUUGGUUACUCAUCAGGCGUGGCGAUUGGCUGUAGAACAUUUCAUAACCAAGCCAACAGUUUUUUCCAGGUUGCCGGACUACGCUUGUGAGGACCGUCUCACUAAAUCAGUAUAUUAACUGUUUGAGAAAGCAUUAAUGUUUAUUUUUCUUAUUUCGGUUUGUGAAUAUUGUGCACAAUAUUGGCUAAAGUAUGAUAAAGGGAAGUUCCUGAAAGAAAAGCUCGGUAAUCAGUGCAGGUUUUGAUGUACCUGCUACAGUCACUUACGUGUUAUCAGUGUAGGUUGGCUACAAGCUAGCUUGUAAAACUACCACAACUACUUAGUCAUAAUCCAUUUUAAAAAGCUAGGAUCUUAAUAAUAUCACGUCUCUGAUCUGUGAGAUGUACAUGAAUUUAAAUGUGUCUACAUGAAGGUGAGAACGUGAAAGCAUUAUGGUUUGAUAUCAGAGCAUUGAUGAAAAAGGUGUUUU
Messenger RNA from Sinocyclocheilus grahami, 1243 nucleotides. Its product is annotated as atypical kinase ADCK3, mitochondrial-like. The record is from RefSeq and is a predicted model, not a curated record. Bases 1 to 522 code for a protein of 173 amino acids. Lineage: Eukaryota; Metazoa; Chordata; Actinopteri; Cypriniformes; Cyprinidae. Gene Ontology annotation, biological process: ubiquinone biosynthetic process. The transcript has 4 exons.